AUGCCACCAAGGAGAAAUACUCAAAAUAGUCAUCGCAUUUAGGAAUUCUUCAGUAAGGGAACUAAGAAACAAAAGAAAGAAAUAAAAGAGAUGUAAAAACAAUUUAAGAAGUGUCCAUAACUUGGAUAGGUUGGAUCAUAAUUAAGAAGAGUAUUGUCAUAAUACAGAGAAGAAAUAAUGAAAGAAUUUAAUUAUGGAGAUUUAGUAAAGUAAAUAAGUGAAGUAUCAAAAUUGGACUCGAUAGGAGGAAUGUUGAAUUCCAUUUUAUAUUUGAAUAUCACUCGUGUGUCAGAUUAUUGGAGUGAUUUAUACACUCCUGAUCAUGUUGAUGAUGUAAAUAACUUUCUAAAUUAGUUACUUAGUCAAUAAAAUACAUAGAUAUUAAAACAUUGGCUCAAAAGUUCAUUCUCAAUACUAAGAUAAGACUAAGUAGAAGAUUCUGAUUCAUGGGAUUCUUAAUCUAACUCAAUUAAUAAUUAAAAUUGGAAUUAUUAGAUGCUUAAUAUUUAUGGUUCUAGUGGUAAAAUGAGUACUAUUGUUGCAAUUGCUAGAACAUAUAAUAUUGAAGUCAUUCUUACAUAUGAAUAUACAGAAAAAAAAGAAUUUGAAGAGAUGUUUGCAAGUUAACAUAUCAAAUUCAAACCAGAACAAUAAAAUACUGAAUUUGGAAUUAAAAAGAAAAUUAUAAUCCAUAGAGGUGCUUUACCCAAAUUUCUCAAUUCUAGAUUCUUAUAAAUUUAAAGAGUACCUUUCAUUUGGAUUACUGGUAAUUUAAUUCUCAUUAUAUUAGAUUCAUGUCAAAAUCAUGAAUUAUUUGAUGGUUUUGAAUUACUUUAAUAUUAACAUGAUGACAUUGUGAAAUAUUUCUAUUUAAUUCUUAUAAUUGAAUAUAAUUAUAGGGAUUAAUUAGAUUCUAUUAAUAGUGAAUUCAAAAAGAAAGUAAUAUAUGAAAAUUUGAAAGACAAAACAAAAUAGGUUGAUUUUUAUAAUAAUUUCUACUUAAUCAAACCAACAAUUAUAACCAAAGAAUUAAAUAUUAAAUUUGAUUUAUCAGAAAUUAAUAUGAUAACUUUGUAAAUGAAAGGAAAUGUAAGAGGUAUUUUAAAUUGGUUGCAAUUUCAUCAUGAAGACUAAAGUACAUGCACAUUGAUUAUGUAAAUGAAAUUAAAUUAAACUCAUUUACAAUACAUGCUUAAAAAUAAUCUGCCUAUUUUUAAAACUAAUUAGUUUGAUAAUCAUUUUAAUUUACAUACUUAAUAAUGGCAUGAUUAAUAAUGCAUUGAAUUAGUAGAUGAUAUUGUGGAAUGUCGACAGAAUAUUUUAAAACAUAAUUAUUCAAAAAGAUCAUUCAAAUGCAAAUUCAAUCCAUACCUAAUCAAUUAUGUUAUUAAGGUAAUGUUUUAAAUAUAUUAAUCUUUAUAGACAAAUGCAAUAAAUACACAACAACGCACUUCUAGUACAAGAUAACGAAGAUUGAAUAAAGAACCAACAGAUAUCUAUAAACCACUUUAACAAUUCUUUCAAGAUGAAGAAGAGUAUGAAUGGUUUAAGCAAUUCGACAAAUCUUCUGCAUUUUUGAUGAACUGA
Messenger RNA from Paramecium pentaurelia, 1587 nucleotides. Lineage: Eukaryota; Ciliophora; Oligohymenophorea; Peniculida; Parameciidae. The record is from the annotation of a GenBank genome assembly.